This is a messenger RNA of Perognathus longimembris pacificus (Pacific pocket mouse), 2300 nucleotides long. It is a transcript of the gene Nrros, whose product is annotated as negative regulator of reactive oxygen species. The coding region runs from base 71 to 2149 and encodes 692 amino acids. The transcript is spliced from 3 exons. The record is from RefSeq and is a predicted model, not a curated record. Lineage: Eukaryota; Metazoa; Chordata; Mammalia; Rodentia; Heteromyidae. Gene Ontology annotation, molecular function: protein binding.
GAGGCAGGGGUCCUGGAGACCAUGCUCCCGGUGGAGCCACCUGGGCCUGCAGGAGCCUGCUGUCCUUGAGAUGGAGUUGCUGCCCCUUUGGCUCUGCCUAGGUCUUCACUUCCUGUCUAUGGAAUGGAGGAAUGGAAGUGGGACAGCCACAGCUGCUUCGCCAGGGGACUGCAAGUUGGUGGAUGGAGUCACUGACUGCCAAGGGCAGAACCUUGCUUCUGUGCCCAGCAACCUCCUGUCCCACACCAGGAUGCUCAUCCUGGAUGCCAACCCUCUGAAAACCCUGUGGAAUUAUUCUCUCCAGCCUUACCCUCUCCUGGAGAGCCUCAGCCUGCACAGCUGCCUCCUGGAGCGCAUCGGCUGCCACGCCUUCCAGGAGCAAGGUCACCUGCACAGCCUGGCCCUGGGGGACAACUCCCUGUGGAAGAACUACAAGGAGAUGUCAGCUGCUCUGCACAGCCUGCCCAGACUGCAGAGGCUGGACUUGUCAGGAAACUUCCUGACGGAGGACAUGGCAGCCCAGAUGCUCCACAAUCUCUCCUCACUGCAGUUUCUAUCCCUGGCCAGGAAUAAUCUCAUGAGGCUUGAUGAGUCUGUCUUUGAGGGCCUGGAGUAUCUCCAGGAGCUGGAUCUGCAGAGGAACUACAUCUUUGAGAUCGAAGGUGGUGCUUUUGAUGGCUUGACCAAGCUACAACACCUCAACCUGGCUUAUAACAACCUGCCCUGCAUCGUGGACUUCAGCCUCACCCAGCUGCAAGUCCUUAACGUCAGCUAUAACAUCCUGGAGUGGUUCCUGGCGGCCAGGGAAGAGGCAGCCUUUGAGCUGGAGCUGCUGGACCUGUCUCACAACCAGCUACUGUUCUUUCCUCUCCUGCCCCAGUGCAAUAAGUUGCAUACCCUCCUGCUUCGGGACAACAACAUGGGCUUCUACAGGGACCUGUUCAAUACCUCGUCGCCACAGGAGAUGGUGGCGCAGUUCCUCCUUGUGGAUGGAAAUGUGACCAAUAUCACCACAGUGAGCCUGUGGGAAGAAUUUGCCUCUGGAGACCUGUCAGCUCUUCGCAUCCUAGACAUGAGCCAGAACCAAUUCCAGUACUUGCCAGAUGGCUUCCUAAAGCAAACACCUUCCCUCUCCCACCUAAACCUCAACCAGAAUUGUCUGGUGAGGCUCCACAUCCGGGAACAUGAGCCCCCAGAAGCACUCACUGAGCUGGACCUGAGCCACAACCAGCUAGCAGAGCUGCACCUAGCUCCGGGACUCAGUGGCUGCCUGAGGAACCUCCGUUUAUUCAAUCUUAGUUCCAACCAGCUCCUUGGAGUCCCAACUGGCCUUUUUGCCAAUGCUAGUGACAUCACUACAAUUGACAUGAGCCACAACCAGAUCACAUUGUGUCCCCAGCCUGCUGCCUUAGACGAGGCAGGCCCUGCCAGCUGUGUGGAUUUCAGGAAUAUGAUCUCUUUGAAGAGUCUCUCUCUGGAGGGCUGUGGGCUGAGGGCCCUACAAGACUGCCCUUUCCAGGGCACCUCUCUCACUCACCUAGACCUAUCCAACAACUGGGGGGUUCUGAAUGGGAACAUCGCCCCUCUCUGGGAUAUUGCCCCCACAUUGCAGGUCCUGUCCCUCAGAAAUGCAAGCCUCAGUUCUGGUGUGGAAGAGUUGGACUUCUCUGGGUUUAGGAAUCUGAAACACUUGGAUCUGUCAGGAAAUUCCUUGACCAGCUUUCCAAAGUUCAAGGGCAGCCUUGCUCUACAGACUCUGGAUCUCCGUAGAAACUCUCUCACAGCAUUUCCCCAGAGGGCUGUGUCUGAGCAGCUCCUGAGGAGUCUGCAGAGUGUCUACCUCAGCCAGAACCCAUAUGACUGCUGUGGGGUGGAUGGGUGGGGGGCCCUGGAGCACCUAGAGGCCAUUGCUGACUUGGCUAUGGUCACUUGCAACCUCUCCUCCAAGGUCAUUCAUGUGAUGGAGCUGCCCGGAGGUAGGCCCCAGGUCUGUAAGUGGGAGCAGGUGGACACGGGCCUGCUCUACCUUGUGCUCAUUCUCCCCAGUUGUCUCACCCUGCUGGUAGCCUGCACCAUCAUCUUCCUCACUUUCAAGAAGCCUCUGCUUCAGGUCAUCAAAAGCCGUUGCCACUGGUCCUCCAUAUACUGACCCACAACAUGACAAGGCCAGCUAUUUCCUUUGUGCAUACAAGGAUGCUUUCCCAGCUAGAUCUGAAGAUCUACUGCAGGGGGCAAGUUUUCUUUUGUUUUGUUUCGUGUGUGUUCAUCCUAGGGCUUGAGCCCAGGGCUUGGGUGCUGUC